Messenger RNA from Chaetomium strumarium, 849 nucleotides. Its product is annotated as serine hydrolase FSH. Gene Ontology annotation, cellular component: cytoplasm; nucleus. Gene Ontology annotation, molecular function: hydrolase activity. The record is from RefSeq and is a predicted model, not a curated record. The transcript has a single exon. NCBI's taxonomy places the organism in Eukaryota, Fungi, Ascomycota, Sordariomycetes, Sordariales, Chaetomiaceae. Gene Ontology annotation, biological process: secondary metabolite biosynthetic process. Bases 1 to 849 code for a protein of 282 amino acids.
AUGUCUUCAGACUCCGCAACAGCUCUUCACCCGACACCACAACAGUCUCCGCCGGACCAGCCAAGCCCCUCUUUCGCUGCGCGUGACGGCGACGGCAACGAGGCUGCAAGCCUUCGGCUCCCACGCAUCCUCUGCCUCCACGGCGGGGGUACCAACGCAGCCAUCUUCCGGAUCCAAUGCCGCGUCCUGCAGAAGCGACUCGCGCCGCAUUUCCGCUUCGUCUUUGCCGACGCGCCAAUUUCGAGCCCGCCGGGGCCGGGAGUGGAGCCGGUGUUUAGCGAGCUCGGGCCCUUUCGGAGCUGGCUGCCGAAGCUAGGCCAGACGGACCCUCCGGACCGAGAAGGGGUGCGGAAGAUCGACGAGAGUGUCGCCGCUGCUGUCCGGGCGGAUGAUGCGCGAGGCGCGACGGGGAGCGUGGUUGCCUUGUUGGGAUUUAGCCAGGGGGCGAAGGUUGCGGCGAGCCUGUUGCUGAGGGAGCAGCAGACUCUCGCGGACAGUAAUAAUGGGGAUGAUGGGGGCGGGGCGACCAAACUAAUAAGGGGCUAUCGCUUUGCUGUGCUGCUUGCUGGGCGCGGGCCGCUGUUUGUUGUGGGUCGGGAUCUUGAACCGCACAAUCUCGGGGAAGAAGGGCCUAGACUGCAGCUGCAGCUGCCUACUAUCCACGUCCAUGGGCUUCGAGAUUCUAGGCUCGAGAUGCACCGGCAUCUGCUCCGGGAAUCGUGUCAGCCGGGGACCACUAGGCUCGUGGAGUGGGAUGGCGAUCAUCGUGUGCCUAUCAAGAGCCACGAUGUGUCUGCCGUGGUGACCCAGGUGAUUCAGGUUGCAACCAGCCUCAACCUGAUGUCCUAA